This is a messenger RNA of Daucus carota subsp. sativus, 2793 nucleotides long. RefSeq names its product probable serine/threonine-protein kinase WNK10. The record is from RefSeq and is a predicted model, not a curated record. The coding region runs from base 658 to 2670 and encodes 670 amino acids. Gene Ontology annotation, biological process: intracellular signal transduction; protein phosphorylation. Lineage: Eukaryota; Viridiplantae; Streptophyta; Magnoliopsida; Apiales; Apiaceae. Gene Ontology annotation, molecular function: protein serine/threonine kinase activity; ATP binding. The transcript is spliced from 7 exons. Gene Ontology annotation, cellular component: cytoplasm.
UGGGUGAAAAUCUUGAAAAUCGGAAAACCCGAGAAGAUACCCGGUAAUAAAAUCCAGAAGAAAUCCCUUCUCUCCUCCUCCUAUCAAUAGCAAUAUCGAUAGCAAUUCACCACUCUCUCUCUCUCCUCCUCCCCCUCCCCCUAGCUUCCUUGAAUUGCCAAUUACUCUCUUUCAUUUCUUCCGAGCCUUUGCUUGCUUCAUUCUUAUGGGCCGCCAUUGGUUUAACCAAUUAUGAUUCUCUUUUGAGUCUUGUUUUCUUCUUAUUAUUAUUGUAAUUUGUUAUUCAUAAAGCAGCAGCAGCGGCAGCUCAAUUCUUUAUUGAUAUGAGGAGACAAACUUGUUUAUUCUCGCAAUGGAUGAUGGGGUUAUGCUUUUAAUCAACCAAAGAUUCAAUCUUUCUUCUUCAUCGAGCUCAUUGGAUCUCGAUGACUUUGGUGUCGAAUGUCGAUCGCGAUUACCAACGGGAUCGGCAUUCGAUUUAUACUCUAUUGCUACAAAACCAUUUUCCCAGAAACAACAACAAAAACAGUCUAAUUUGUUACCAUUUGGCUGUAUGCAAUAACGAGGUGGUUUUUGAUUAAUUGUUGUUUCUCCUUUUCUUUUGUCAUCUUCCCUGUUGUCUUUUCUCUUGUAUCUGUUUGAUAUUUCUUCGAAAUCAUGAAUUCGGGUUCCCAAAGUGGGGGGUCUAUGUUGUCUGUAUAUAAGGAUGGUUUGAUUGGUAAUGUGGAUCCUCAGGUUGAUUAUGUUGAAAUGGAUCCUAAGGGUCGAUAUGUUCGGUACAAUGAAAUCUUGGGCAAAGGUGCAUUCAAGACUGUCUAUAAAGCAUUCGAUCAACUUCAUGGAAUAGAAGUUGCUUGGAGCCGGGUAAAAGUCGACGAUGUGCUACAGUCAGCAGUUGAUUUUGAAAAAUUGUAUUCUGAAGUUCAUCUUCUCAGAUCACUGAAACACGAUAAUAUCAUGAAAUUGUAUGAUUCAUGGGUAGACGAUAAGAAGAAAACUAUAAACAUGAUAACUGAGCUCUUCACAUCUGGGAGUAUGAGGCAAUAUCGUAAGAAGCAUAAAUGUGUUGAUAUGAAGGCUGUCAAAAGCUGGGCAAGACAGAUCUUAUGCGGCUUGGACUAUCUUCAUAGCCAGAACCAGCCUAUCAUUCACAGGGACUUAAAGUGUGACAAUAUAUUUGUAAAUGGCAAUCACGGAGAAGUUAAAAUUGGGGACCUUGGAUUAGCAAUUGUUAGGCAGCAGCCUACGGCGAAGAGUGUCAUUGGGACUCCUGAAUUUAUGGCACCGGAAAUGUAUGACGAGGAAUACAAUGAACUAGUAGACAUAUAUUCCUUUGGCAUGUGCCUCUUGGAAAUGGUUACCUUUGAAUAUCCAUAUUGCGAGUGCAAGAAUCCUGCUCAAAUCUAUAAGAAAGUCACUUCUGGUAUUAAACCUGCUUCACUAGGCAAGGUGUCUGAUCCCAAAGUUAAAGAAUUCAUUGAAAAGUGUUUGCUUCCAGCGUCUGAAAGGUUGCCAGCAAGGGAGCUUCUUAAGGACCCCUUUUUCCAACUUGAGACUCCGAAAGAAACAAAUCACAAUCAGAUGUUAUUGUCUACUGAGCUCCACAAAUCAUUGAGUGUCUUGAGCUGUGGGUCUCUUUCCAUGGAUAUGGAUUAUGAGUAUAAGCAGUCUGUAUGUACAGAAUCUAGUUGCGGAACCCCGCAAUAUCCUGUUUUGGAAUUUAAGAGGAAGCAUCAGAAUAAUGAAUUUAGAUUGAGGGGCAUGAAAAAUCCAGACAAUUCUAUAGCAUUGACCUUGCGAAUAGCUGACCUUAGCGGCCGAGUGAGAAACAUACACUUCCAAUUCUAUCUCGAAACUGACACUGCAUUAUCAGUUGCUAGUGAAAUGGUUGAACAGCUGGAGUUAGCAGACCAUGAUGUGGCUUUUAUUGCAGAUUUUAUUGAUUAUCUAAUAAGCAAAAUUAUAAAAGGCUCAAAGGCUUUGCCGGAUUUAUGUCACAAUCCUGAAACAAAUGACCGUUCUUUCAUGCCAAAUUCAUGGAAUGCAUCCCCACCUGAUCAAGAGACUGUCUCUAAUUUAACCUCUAGCGUAAAACAUCAAGAAGAUUUUGUGCAUGUUGGACAUAAUCCGCGUCAGAGUUCAGUCCCUCUCUCUCAUAUCACAUUACAGGCAAGUCCAAACUUUGCAAAUAUGGAUGAUAAAGAGUCACAAGCAUCAGCUGCUUCUGAAAUGAUGUGCGAAGAUACUGUUAUGAAGAAUGAGAUAAAGGCUGAUUAUGUUAAUUCUAAUAUCAAUGAAAUACGGCAAAAUUCGAGUGGCCUUGAUUCUGAGCUGGACUUCAGGGAUUUAUACUACGACGAGUUUAAAAUGCAGGAAAGUGAUACUGAUGUUGUCGAAUGUAUUCAACCUAAUGACAUUGCAAAAAACUGGGAGAUGACUUUGGCAGAUCUAGCUGGAGUCUCCAAAGUUAUAAGUUCGACAGGUUUGGGUUGCAAUAGUUCGCAUUUGUCCUCGACAGAUGAAGAACAGGUGGCAGAACUAACAAUGGAACUUGAUGCAAUUGAGGUACAAUAUCAGCAGUGGUUUGAAGAACUCUCGAUGAGGGGGGAAGCAGAAGUUAAUGCCAUUAGGAACAGAUGGAUCAUAGAUAAGAACCCGCCCAUGAAUUAACGAUAAGAUGAUCUUUGUCCAAAUUGUUCGACUUUCUUGAAAUAUUCUAUUUUAUAUGAUGGCUUUCAUAUGUUUUAUUUAGACAGUUAUUUUGCUUUUAAUGGAUUUUUUUUGAUUGUGCGA